Messenger RNA from Botrytis fragariae, 1584 nucleotides. RefSeq names its product putative wd-40 repeat-containing protein. Gene Ontology annotation, molecular function: protein binding. Lineage: Eukaryota; Fungi; Ascomycota; Leotiomycetes; Helotiales; Sclerotiniaceae. The coding region runs from base 1 to 1584 and encodes 527 amino acids. The record is from RefSeq and is a predicted model, not a curated record. The transcript has 2 exons.
AUGGCCUCAAAGAUCGAAGUCCUUGAUUCUGAUCUCUUGGACCUCCCUCCAAGUUGCAUAGAAUUUUGGCCAAAUAACCCUUCAUGGUUCGUCAUUGGUACAUAUGAGUUAGAUAAGGAAGAUGAAGACUCAUGGGUAAAUGUUGAGAAGGCUUCGAGUGAAGUUGCUGUGAAUACAGACCCUUUUCCCAAUAAAGAAGGAAUAAUCUCUCCAGCUCCUUUGAGUUUAGUCGAUCAUUCUCACGAACCACUUGUUUUUGUCGAAGAUAGCGAUGUUAUCCCGGAAGAAUCAAAAGGCCAAUCAGAACCUCCAUCAACUCUUCAAAAAAGGAAUGGAAGUGUGAUGCUAUAUCAUCUUGAGGAUGGUUCCCUAACCCUUUGCCAAUCACGUCCAUAUCCAUACGGAGCGAUUUAUGAUCUUCACUUCUGCCCCACAGACCAAGAUUAUUUUGCAGUUUCCUCCAGCACGGGUAGAAUAUCCCUCUUCAAAAUAACGACUAAUGAUGAUACUUCUCCUAAUAUCGAACACGUCAAUACAUGGAAGAUAUUUGAUGAUUCCGUUCUGAUCACCUAUUUUGCGUGGUGUCCUUCAACAUCUACAGAUGGCUACCUAUCUUUAGCUGUAACGGCUUCAACCGGAGUCGUUCAAAUACUUAACAUCACUGGAGCUAUCUACGGCAAGAUACAUGGUUCGGACUUACACAUGAGGAAGGAAGAACCGCCAGUAUCAUUGCAUUCUUUAAAGAUCCCAUAUUCUGGCGAGGAGCCUCAAUAUGCAUAUUGUUGCUAUUGGGCUUGUCAUCCUUACAUAUCUUCCGAAAACUUCGGGAUCUUUUCAGGAGGCGAUGAUUCGAAACUCCGCACUUGCAUUCUAGGAAAUCCCCGUAAUAGGGAUAACCAUGUUGAUUUGAAUUUGCAAACGUCAUACUCGGGGCAUGAUGCUGCUGUUAUCUCUAUUUUACCAUUACCAUGUGGGGGUAGAAGAUGGAUUCUCUUAACUGGUAGUUAUGACAAUAAAGUCAGAGUCAUUGUCAUGGAAUGGUCCCACGGCCCAGUAACGUAUGAUCAGCUUGCAGAGGAAACACCAAUCGAUGUUGUAGCAGAUUUGGAUGUUGGAGGUGGUGCAUACCGACUUGAAUUCCUUCACGAAUAUCCCAGACCAACCGAAAACGAAUCCAGAACUGAGUCCAGCGACGACAUCUCCUUCCAAGUGCUAGCGUCAUGCAUGGAAGUCGGCGCAAAAAUCCUAAAAGUAGAACGAAAAGAUAGCAUCUGGAGCGUUAAAGUUCUCGCAUCCAUUAACAUCGAAAUUCCCAAAUGGCCAAACCCAACCAACAAAUCUCAAUUAUGUUAUGCCAGCGCAGUUCAGCCUGGCAGAAGAGAUGGAGGUCUGGUUUUCCUAAGCUCUUAUUUUAAUAAGAGACGACUGAGUGGUACACCGAAAAGAGUACAGCCUACUAUCACGAAUGAAGAUAUGAUUUUUGUUAGCACGUGUUUUAACAAGCGACAGUUGGGCGUUUAUAAAUUUGUGGAGGGGGGUAAUAAUGAGAUUGACGAAAUUGCAGCUGGAGUUGAGGCUCUUUGA